Entelurus aequoreus (snake pipefish) is the source of this 1516-nucleotide messenger RNA. It is a transcript of the gene galm, whose product is annotated as galactose mutarotase. NCBI's taxonomy places the organism in Eukaryota, Metazoa, Chordata, Actinopteri, Syngnathiformes, Syngnathidae. Gene Ontology annotation, biological process: beta-D-galactose catabolic process via UDP-galactose, Leloir pathway; glucose metabolic process. The transcript is spliced from 9 exons. The record is from RefSeq and is a predicted model, not a curated record. Gene Ontology annotation, molecular function: carbohydrate binding; aldose 1-epimerase activity. Bases 367 to 1404 code for a protein of 345 amino acids.
UGAGUAACCAAUACAUGACAAGUAGUGGAAUAUAUUUUAGGAUUGCACUCAGAACACGUAGGAUACAAAGCAUUAUAUAAUUUUUUUUUUAAAGACUGGGUUAAAUAAAAUAAUAUAGAGUAGGGUUCCAUCUCGGUCCACACUCCAUAUCAAACGAUGGCGGCAGAAGGCUGCUUGCCAACCGCCAUUAAACCAAAAAAAGAAAAAGAAGAAGAAGAAUAAGUUUUACUUCAUGGUGUGCUGUUUUGAUGGAAAAUCAUGUAACCAUAGCCUAGAAUCUGUAGGAAAGUAUUGACUUCAAGGACGAAAUAGUAAAGUAGGAAAUAACAUUGUUGUUUGAGACGCUGUCUUAUCUCGUCAAAUCAAAUGACGCAGGUUACAUGCAAACCGUGGGGAAACUUGCCCAAACAUGGCCAGGUGGACCUGUGGACGCUUCAGUCCCCACAAGUGCAAGUGGAGGUCCUGACAUUUGGAGCCAUCAUCAGGAGUGUGCGUUGCGAGGGGACAGGCGGUCAGGUGGACGAUGUCGUCUUGGGCUUUGAUGACCUGGAGGGUUAUGUGUCAGACAAGCGGUAUUUUGGUGCUGUGGUGGGCCGUGUAGCCAACAGGGUUGCACGAGGACGCUUUGAAGUGGAUGGAAAAACAUAUCAAUUAGAUAUCAACAAUGGACCAAAUGCUCUGCAUGGAGGGCUGCGAGGCUUCAGUAAGGCUCUUUGGCUUGCGAAAGAAGUAGCGAGUGGGGUAAAAAUGAGUCUUUGCAGUCCAGAUGGAGACCAAGGCUACCCUGGAGAGAUGCAGGUUUCUGUAACCUACACCCUGCAGGGCGAAAAACUGACUGCAGAGUAUCAAGCCUGGUCUUCUAAAACAACACCAAUCAACCUCACUAAUCACUCCUAUUUCAACUUGGGUGGACUAACUGCAUCAACCAUCUCUGACCAUGAAGUGUCAAUAAAUGCUCAGUUCUACUUGCCAGUAGAUGAAACGUCUAUCCCCACAGGGGAGAUUAAGACAGUGGAUGGCUCAUCUUUUGACCUCCGACAGCCUGUUCUGAUUGGCCCUCGGCUAAAGAAAGUUCCAGGUGGAAGAUUUGACCAUAACUUUUGUCUGUCAUUGCCUGAAGACCCAUGGACAGAGAGACACGUUGCUCGAGUUUAUCACCCAGCAAGUGGCCGUAUUCUUGAGGUGUCAACCAGCCAACCAGGAGUCCAGUUCUAUACAGCUAACUUCUUGGACGGCUCCAUAACAGGAAAGGGUGGUGUUAAGUAUGGAAAGCACAGCUCUUUCUGUUUGGAGACUCAGAAUUGGCCAAAUGCUAUCAACCAGGCUUCCUUUCCUGAUUGUCUUCUGGGUCCAGGCGAGGAAUAUCGACAUCUGAGUUGUUUCACAUUCACUUCUGCCAAAUGAUUUUGACGCUAAAUUACCAAUUUUUUAAACUAUUAUACUGAACUAUAUAUCUAUCGCUGUUUUAAAAUUUCCUUUAAUUUCCAAAUGCAAACUAAAAUUAAGGUGCAUCCAU